Molecule: messenger RNA, 2272 nt
Organism: Electrophorus electricus (electric eel)
Lineage: Eukaryota; Metazoa; Chordata; Actinopteri; Gymnotiformes; Gymnotidae
Gene: efna5b
Product: ephrin-A5b
Biological process (GO): regulation of actin cytoskeleton organization; ephrin receptor signaling pathway; regulation of cell-cell adhesion
Cellular component (GO): plasma membrane; external side of plasma membrane
Molecular function (GO): ephrin receptor binding
Source: RefSeq, a predicted model, not a curated record
CCUCAUUCGCGUUUUGGGCGAGCGGCUGCCUUUGGGCUCACCUUCUCCGGCACUGGGCCGGCACCGCGCAGAAUAACCAACGAUUUGCGCUUUAUCUGCUCCUCCGCCGCGUAUUAGAGUGACGCACUGGAAUGCCGGCGCUCGGAUUCUGGGUGUACGCAUCGGGAGUCAGUCAAACAGCACAUGAGAAAGCCUUUCCAUUCCCACUCAGGCGAAGGGACUCCUCCCCAUCUCAUCUGUGACACUCUCAAGACAGCAGCGAGAAAGGAUACCAGCCCUGUCGAAGAGUCCUGAGCAUAAGAAAAGCGCAAAGCGACGUUCGGCUGCUUCGGCUCUUCGGAGAUUGUCGUUUUAAAAAAUAAAAAAAAAAGUUCCAGAAACGCAGAGAGUGCGGAUUUCUGCUGCGUGAUACUGACACGGGACACAGUCGCUACUCUUCAGAAAAUCUCGGACUAACCUUGUACUGUUGAUACCCUGCAAGAGGUGACGAGUUGCAGCGUUGUGAACAUAUCUGCAAAACAGUAUAAUCCUGGGAGAAGAAGGGUUUGAUUUGGCGAUCGUGGUUAAACAUGCUGCAAACGUUGUUUUAACUGCAGGACUUGUGUAGGCUCAAAUGUGUGCUCCAUUGCUGUGAAGUGCAUGCGUCGUACUGUUGGCGUAAGAGAUGUUUGGCACGUUAAACUUAAAAGACACCACCAGUAUAUAAAGUCACCACGACGCCUACCGUGGACAGUGACUGCCGUUUUCGGAAACCGUGCCUCUAGCUUGACAGUCUGUUAUUUUACUCGUUCGACAAUUUCAAGUUUACAGAGCAGAAAAAAGCAAACCUCGGUGUUGAUUUCGUAAAUAAGAUUUGGGACAUUUUCGCAUUUUCUUCCAUUACACCUUCAACUUGUUAUAUGAGGACAGCGAGUCCACAAAUGUAAACGAAACUGAUCUGAUCGCGACCGAAGUGGCUCAGAAAAAAAGGCUGACGUGCAAAGCCGCAUUGCCGGGUUCCACCGAAGAGGAAUAAGUGCCGAACUUUGCUGUAGUGAUGCUGCAAGUGGAAAUGAUCAUAUUCGUCUGUCUGAUCCUUUGGAUGUGUGUAUUUAGCCAAGAGCCCAGCUCCAAGGUGAUGGCCGACCGCUACGCCGUGUACUGGAACCGCACGAACCCCAGGUUCCACAGGGGAGACUACCACAUCGACGUCUGCAUAAAUGAUUACCUGGACGUCUACUGCCCCCACUACGCAGACUCGGUUCCCGAGGAGAGGACCGAGCGCUACGUCCUCUACAUGGUGAACUACGACGGCUACAGCACCUGCGAUGACACGGCCAAAGGCUUCAAGAGGUGGGAGUGCAACAGGCCACACUCACCCAGCGGACCUCUCAAGUUCUCCGAGAAAUUCCAGCUCUUCACACCGUUUUCCUUGGGUUUCGAGUUCCGCCCGGGCCGGGAGUACUACUACAUAUCAUCCAUGGUUACAGAGUCUGGGAGAAAAGGUUGUCUUAAGCUGAAGGUUUUUGUGAGACCAGCAAACAGCUGUGUGAAAAUCAUAGGCGUUCACGAUCGGGUUUUUGACGUUAAUGACAAAGUAGACAAUUCACUAGAACCACGAGAUGACAGCAGUCAUGAGUCGGCUGAACCGUCCCGAAGCGAUGCAUCAAACUCGGGCCAUCUGCCCCUGAUGCCAGGCCCCCUAGUGGUUCUUUGGCUGACCUGCAUCUCUGCACUUCUCACCUUAUAGCCCUCUCAUCUCCUCCCUCCCAGACAAGUCCCCUGGCCCCUGUUGCCCAGCUCUUAAGAGGCCUGAAACCCUCGCGCAGGCGAGUUCCUCGGGUACAAGAGGCUGCUGAGACUCUCCAGGAUCACUACUUUUGGACUUUUUGUUUGUUUGUUUGUUUGUUUGUAUUGUUUUUCCAAAUAUUUAAGUGGUCUUUCUGCAAUUAAGGCAAAUAAGUCUUCAGUAGUAAGGAGAAAACCAGAUCCUGUGUUUAGCGAAUCAGCCCGAUCGUGUUGUGAUAUCCGGUCACUGGGGUCCGAAAGCAAGGGGCGGAGAGGGUGCAGAUUUAGAAAAACUGUGGGUUUAAGUUCAUGUUAUUCAAAAGAAUAGAUGUAAAUGUCUACAUUAAGGGUGGGCCCUGAAACAAAACAUUCAGCUCUAUUCUUAGAGGCAAAACAAAAUGACUGUUUUCUUGUUCUGUCCUUCCCAUAAUAAUUAGCGAAGUUGGCCAGAUGUCCAGGCUCUGGAUCUGGCAAAACUGGCUGACAGAAAGUCUGAAGACUACAC